This is a messenger RNA of Mya arenaria, 1918 nucleotides long. RefSeq lists its product as uncharacterized. Gene Ontology annotation, molecular function: oxidoreductase activity. The record is from RefSeq and is a predicted model, not a curated record. The transcript has 2 exons. The coding region runs from base 108 to 1730 and encodes 540 amino acids. Lineage: Eukaryota; Metazoa; Mollusca; Bivalvia; Myida; Myidae.
AGUGUAUCAUUGUAUCCUUUAGCGACAGCUUGACAUUCGCCAUCCUAUAUCUGAUAUGAAAAUGUAAACAAGUAUGUCAAAGCGAAACUACGCGUUGUAUAGGUGUGAUGCUUUGUAAGUAUGGAUUUACGUUCAUCAUUGUUUUGGAUCUGUUUUGCCGCCGGAAUGGAACGGAACAUGAGCAGAAAGGUGGUCGGAUCCUGAUACUGGGUGCUGGUAUUUCCGGUAUAACCGCUGCAAAGACGCUCCACGAGGCCGGGCACCAGAACUUCCGGAUUAUUGAGGCUUCCGGUCGCCUAGGGGGCCGCAUCCACGAGGCGACCCUCGGGAGCCAUACCGUGGAACUCGGGGCCAUGUGGAUUUACGGAAAGGGGUCAAACCCUCUCUAUGACCUCGCUAUGAAAUACAACAUCUCCCUUGUUGGAAGUGCCGUCGACGACUGGACGGUAAGGGAUGAAAACGGAUAUGACGUCACUGAUAACGCUAACGUCGCCUUAGCCAAUAUCACAAAUGUUUUGAAACAGUUCAACGCCCACGGAACACACUCUAAAGUCACAAGAUCGCCUGAUUUCAACGUGCAAUCGGGGCUACGUCACUUCGAAUGGCGUCCAAAAUCGCCGGUUGAUGACGUCGUGGAAACGUUUGUCCUUGACUUUGAAGUCGGCGCAGGUCCGGACGUUUUGUCUGGAUCCAAUCUCAACAUGAACGAAACUUACGAAGAUUUCGGAAAUUUCGAAAUGCUCGCUGUAAAAGACCCUCAGGGAUUUGCCUCAAUUGUUCGAAAAUUACAUGACGACAUUCUUGACCAAGAUGACUUUCGAGUGGAGUACGAUAAAACUGUUGUCAGCAUAGAUCAAAGCGGAAGUGACGUCACGGUUUUAACUGCUGAUGGAGAAUCGUACACAGCAGACUAUGCGAUAGUGACCUUUAGUCUUGGCGUGCUCCAGGAAAGAAAAGUCAGAUUUACACCAGAAUUAUCGAAAUCCAAAAUGCUUGCCAUUGACAAAUUUGCUAUCAACAAAUACACUCACAUUUACGUAAGGUAUCAGGGAGCAUUUUGGGAUGACACCUUAUUCAUAUUAUUCGCAUCAAAGUUACGCGGGCGUUUCAGCUGUUGGCUCAAUAUGAACUCAAUUUAUCCAGAGAGUAACAUUCUGCAGUUAUCCCUAUUUGGCCAAGACUCCACUUGGGCCGACCGGUCCACGGAUAGGGACAUUCUAGCGGAAAUGCAGCGGACCCUUAAAACCAUGUACCCUAAUAUAACCAUUCCGGAACCCCUGGAUUUCAAGAUCUCAAGAUGGAAUACCGACCCUUUGUUUAUGGGAGCAUUCAGCUACUGGCCUGCCACUUUUACGGAACAGGAUAUGACGUCACUUCGAAAACCGGAAGGGAGAAUAUUUUUCUCUGGGGAGCACCUGCAUUCCUUACACUACGGAUUCGCUCACGGCGCUUACAUAGUUGCUCAAAGUGUCGCCCGCGAUGUUAUGGAGUGCGUUAAAAAUGGACACGCCGAGUGUACAUGUUCAUUUGACCUUGAUCUUGACACUCAAGACCACUGCCACAAACAGCAAUGCAAUGCAACGAAACAUUGUUUCUUAAAUUAUAAAUAUCAUUACCUAUAUGAUGUUCAUUUGACGUUCUGGUGUAUGGGUGUGGUUAUAGUGACGAUGGUGUCAACCUCAGUUCUUCACUUGUCAGGGGCUUCUGACUCAAUCAUUGCGGUUUAUUGAGAACAUGACACAAAUAACUGCAUACUUCGAUUGUUUAAUACAAAUCAAUUGCAUUAACUCAUAACAAAUUAUAUGUUUUACCGAGAAUCGUGCAUUGUCAUGAUGUUUUACAUUCACUUGGCGCCUUAUCUGUAUUCAUGUCUUGAAAAAAACAAUUGAAUCGGCAAAUAAAAUGUAAUUUUCAGUGA